This is a messenger RNA of Mesitornis unicolor (brown roatelo), 2292 nucleotides long. RefSeq names its product chloride channel, voltage-sensitive 7 (gene CLCN7). The transcript is spliced from 24 exons. Gene Ontology annotation, cellular component: lysosomal membrane; intracellular membrane-bounded organelle. Lineage: Eukaryota; Metazoa; Chordata; Aves; Mesitornithiformes; Mesitornithidae. Gene Ontology annotation, biological process: chloride transport; transmembrane transport. The record is from RefSeq and is a predicted model, not a curated record. Gene Ontology annotation, molecular function: voltage-gated chloride channel activity. The annotation marks the transcript as partial.
CUCACAGCUGCUUCCUUCCUGCGCAUCGGGCAGCUGAGCAAUGUGGACCUCAAUGAGGACGUCCAUGAGCUGGAGACGGAGCUCCCUCGGCAGCAUCCCAACGAGAUCCCCCACAAUGAGAAGCUCCUGUCGCUCAAGUAUGAGAGCCUGGACUAUGACAACAGUGAAAACCAGCUGUUCCUGGAGGAAGAGAGGAGGAUAAACCACACGGCUUUCCGGACAGUGGAGAUCAAGCGCUGGGUCAUCUGUGCCAUGAUCGGCAUCCUCACCGGCCUUGUCGCCUGCUUCAUCGACAUCGUGGUGGAGAACCUGGCAGGGCUGAAGUACCGCGUGGUGAAGGGCAACAUUGACAAAUUCACAGAGAAAGGAGGCCUGUCUUUCUCCCUGUUACUUUGGGCCACCCUCAAUGCCAGCGUGGUGAUGGUGGGCUCCGUGAUCGUUGCUUUCAUAGAGCCUGUCGCAGCUGGCAGUGGCAUUCCCCAGAUCAAAUGCUAUCUCAACGGUGUGAAGAUCCCACACGUCGUCCGCCUCAAGACCCUGGUGAUCAAAGUCUGCGGGGUCAUCCUCUCAGUGGUCGGCGGCCUCGCCGUUGGGAAGGAAGGACCCAUGAUUCACUCUGGAGCAGUGAUUGCUGCUGGGAUCUCCCAGGGAAGAUCUACAUCUUUAAAGCGAGACUUCAAGAUCUUCGAGUACUUCCGCAGAGACACAGAAAAGAGAGACUUUGUUUCGGCUGGAGCUGCUGCUGGCGUCUCGGCUGCGUUUGGUGCCCCUGUGGGGGGUGUCCUCUUCAGCUUGGAGGAAGGGGCUUCCUUCUGGAACCAGUUCCUGACUUGGAGAAUUUUCUUUGCCUCCAUGAUCUCUACAUUCACUCUGAACUCUGUCCUGAGCGUUUACCAUGGCAAUGCUUGGGAUCUCUCCAGCCCUGGCCUCAUCAACUUUGGCAGGUUUGAUACUGAGAAAAUGGGAUACACAAUCCAGGAAAUUCCUAUCUUCAUCUUUAUGGGAGUGGUUGGUGGGAUCCUCGGGGCCCUGUUCAAUGCCCUCAAUUACUGGUUAACGAUGUUCCGGAUCAGGUACAUCCACCGGCCCUGCCUCCAGGUGGUUGAGGCCAUGCUGGUGGCAGCAGUGACUGCGACCGUGGGCUUCGUCAUGAUUUACUGCUCAAGAGACUGCCAGCCCAUCCAGGGGAGCACGGUGGCAUAUCCCCUGCAGCUUUUCUGUGCUGAUGGAGAGUACAACUCCAUGGCCACUGCCUUCUUCAACACACCUGAGAAGAGUGUUGUCAACCUCUUCCAUGACCCUCCAGGUUCCUACAACCCGAUGACACUGGGCAUGUUCACACUGAUGUAUUUCUUCCUGGCCUGCUGGACCUAUGGCCUCACGGUGUCGGCAGGGGUCUUCAUCCCCUCCCUGCUGAUCGGUGCUGCCUGGGGGAGGCUCUUUGGCAUUUCCCUGUCCUACCUAACCAAAGGCUCGAUCUGGGCUGACCCCGGGAAGUACGCUCUGAUGGGAGCUGCCGCUCAGCUGGGUGGAAUAGUGCGGAUGACGCUGAGUCUCACGGUCAUCAUGAUGGAGGCGACAGGCAAUGUCACUUACGGUUUCCCCAUCAUGCUGGUGCUGAUGACAGCGAAGAUUGUGGGAGACUAUUUUGUGGAGGGACUCUACGACAUGCACAUCCAGCUGCAGAGCGUGCCUUUCCUGCACUGGGAAGCCCCAGUGACGUCCCACUCCCUCACGGCCAGGGAGGUCAUGAGCACUCCUGUCACCUGCCUGCGGAGGAUUGAGCGAGUGGGCACGGUUGUGGACAUCCUCAGUGACACCUCCUCCAACCACAAUGGCUUCCCGGUGGUUGAGAGCAACCCUGAUGCCACACAGGUGGCAGGCUUGCGGGGCUUGAUCCUGCGCUCCCAGCUCAUUGUUCUGCUGAAGCACAAGGUUUUCGUGGAAAGGGCCAACCUGAGUCUGGUGCAGCGACGGCUGAAGCUGAAGGAUUUCCGGGAUGCCUACCCCCGCUUCCCCCCUAUCCAGUCCAUCCAUGUCUCUCAGGAUGAGCGUGAGUGCAUGAUCGACCUCAGCGAGUUCAUGAACCCUUCACCCUACACUGUGCCUCAGGUAACGGCCAGGGACCCCCUGCACCCCAGCAUCCUNNNNCUCUUCCGAGCCCUGGGACUGCGGCACUUGGUGGUUGUGGACAAUCGCAACGAGGUGGUGGGCAUGGUCACCCGCAAGGACCUUGCCAGGUACCGGCUGGGGAAGGAAGGCCUGGAGGAGCUCUCACUGGCACAGACGUGA